Messenger RNA from Drosophila ananassae, 774 nucleotides. Its product is annotated as short coiled-coil protein B. The transcript is spliced from 2 exons. The record is from RefSeq and is a predicted model, not a curated record. Gene Ontology annotation, cellular component: trans-Golgi network. Lineage: Eukaryota; Metazoa; Arthropoda; Insecta; Diptera; Drosophilidae. Bases 134 to 541 code for a protein of 135 amino acids.
UGGGUCGUGCCUGCCAGUGCUGCCAAGCGUCCCAAAGUGGCAGUUUUCUUUUUUCCGACAAUUACUGCGACACUUUUGCAAAAUAAAUUUAUUUAUUCCUUGAAUAAACCGGUGCAUUUUUUUACUGCCAACUAUGUCCCUGUUAAAUAACGACGACAGCAUUCCCAACAUGGACGAGGAUCCGCAGGUGGUGAUCCAGGAAGACGAAUGUUCCACGGUACCCCACAUGCCAAGUGGCAGGUCCAUGGACUCUCUGCGCUCAUCCUUUACCAACCGUAGCUCUACCCCGGAUUCCUCGCACAACUCACUGGAGGCAUUGGAAAUGGCCCAAGAUGACAGGGAGGAGAAGGCUCGUCUAAUUACUCAGGUGCUGGAGCUGCAGAACACCCUGGAUGACCUGUCCCAGAGGGUAGAUUCCGUUAAAGAGGAGAAUCUCAAGUUGCGCUCGGAAAACCAGGUUCUGGGACAGUAUAUAGAGAAUCUGAUGUCUGCCUCCUCGGUGUUCCAGUCUACAAGCCCAAGUGCAGCGAAAAAGAAGUAGAAGGACCUUCCUCGGAACCUAAACUCAUCUCAAAUAUGAUGCCUUGCUAGAAACUACAAACAUUGUAAUCUUCGAAAUUAAGCUUAUACAAUAUUAUUUCAGUUGCUAAUCCGUCGAAUUUGUGCACAACCAUAUGGUCUUUGUUAGGUUUAAGCUUGUCGCGCGCUAUGUAUUUUAUACAUAACAUUAAUUUAUUUAUAUAGAUAAUUAAUAAAUCAAUAUAUUACCCCACA